Messenger RNA from Phaedon cochleariae (mustard beetle), 1008 nucleotides. The record is from the annotation of a GenBank genome assembly. NCBI's taxonomy places the organism in Eukaryota, Metazoa, Arthropoda, Insecta, Coleoptera, Chrysomelidae.
AGGAAAUACAGGUACACUCACGAAAAUUCUACUUUUACGGAGGACCAAAAGUUGUUCUACGAAAAAAACGGAUACAUAGUGAUAAAAAACAACGUUAGCCAUGUGUUGCUGGAUAAAUUAUUACAGAGAUUCAUUGAUAUUUGUGAAAAUAAUGUUGAAGACUCUAUCACUUCUCUAAUCAAGGAUCCUGUCCUGAAAAAAAAAGGUGCCAAAGGACAAUAUCUUGUCAAUAAAAUACAAGAUUUUCUAUAUGACCCUGUCCUGUGGGAUUAUGCAGUUGACAAAGAUGUUCUCGAUAUCGUGGAGAACAUUAUAGGACCAAAUAUAACUGGAAUGCAUUCCAUGGUAAUCAACAAACCGCCAGAUAGUGAUCCAGAUAUCUCCAAACAUCCUUUGCAUCAGGACUUGAACUAUUUCCCAUUUCGUCCUGCAGACAAGAUAGUAGGUACUUGGACAGCAAUGGAGGAUGUCAAUGAGAAAAACGGAUGUCUCUAUGUUGUGCCAGGAUCUCACAAACUCGACCAACUAUAUCAGCAUGAAUACCCCAAGGGCCAGAAACACUUUCUGUACCUUGGAAUCCAAGGAAUGGAUCAUCUUCCAAGAGUUAACGUUAUAAUGGAAAAAGGUGAUACAAUAUUUUUCCAUCCCUUAUUAUUUCACGGGUCGGGUCAGAAUUCGACAAAGGGAUUUAGGAAAGCAAUAUCAUGUCAUUAUGCAGCGUCCGACUGCCACUAUAUAAAUGUUGAAAAUACGAUACAAGAAGGUCUUGCCAGAGAGGUCACUGCUUUGCUGAUGAAAACGAUGAACUUCACAAGUUCGAAUGGUAUCAGUGUUUUCAAUGAAUAUUUCAGGUUGAAAAGUAGAAUCGCUAGAGGACGCCCAGGAAAUCUCCAGAAACUGACUUGCCAUCUGUGACCAUGAAAAAUGGUCGAAUAUUAUAUGAUACCUUUAUCAAAUCACUGUUUGUUGUACCUAUUAUGGUGAUGAAUUAAAAACUUGUAAGCUUUA